AUGCUGUUGCGGUCGGUGCAGAGUAUCGACGUCGCCGCUGCCGGUAAUAGUCAUGAUCACGGUGGCGCUCGUCCUCUUGGCGCUUUCCUCCGCCGUGAAAUUCGAGGUAGCCGUCUCUACAGGGGAAGAUAUGCUGAGCUGGCUCCUCCUAGCCACGGUUCCAUUGGCUCUGCUAUUCGCCGUGCGAUGUCUCUCUUGCCUUGA
Messenger RNA from Thlaspi arvense, 204 nucleotides. The record is from the annotation of a GenBank genome assembly. Lineage: Eukaryota; Viridiplantae; Streptophyta; Magnoliopsida; Brassicales; Brassicaceae.